Messenger RNA from Cantharellus anzutake, 1524 nucleotides. RefSeq lists its product as uncharacterized. The record is from RefSeq and is a predicted model, not a curated record. The transcript is spliced from 6 exons. NCBI's taxonomy places the organism in Eukaryota, Fungi, Basidiomycota, Agaricomycetes, Cantharellales, Hydnaceae. The coding region runs from base 1 to 1524 and encodes 507 amino acids.
AUGCCUCCACGUCACACCCCUCCUCCAGAACUCAUUCAACUGCAACUGCGCCAACCUUUGGAAGACAGUCAUCUUUACUGGUUCCGCCAAAUCGUCCUGGCAGUAGCAUUCCUCUAUUUCAAGCUGGUCUACAUCAACCACCUUCGACUGGCCGCUUUAGAUCUGCGGCAAAUGGAGCAACCAAAUCCGGAUCAGCAUUCAUCACACCUAGAACAGGCUUCCGAGACACCGAUCCAAUCUGCACCAUCAACCAAUCCAACAGUUAUUCAUGCUAUCACGCAGACCAUGAUCGGGGGGAGUUCUUGGAUAAGUACACCCGGCGAGUUGUUGGACUCUGUACUGGAGCUCAGCGGGCCCAGGCGCUUCCGGGUGAAUCGACUGCUCAAAGUGCCUACAUUGACACCGUUAAGUCCGUUAUUGAUCCCAAUCCCAUUCCUCCUACCUCGUGUCCUUGGCGACAUUGAUGCAUACGAGCUCGAAAUGUGGAGGUUUACAAACUCACCAGCUAAUUUCGUCGACAAUGAUCAUGAAGUGCUUGAGGUGCCAGUCAGCGAGGCAUUUUCUAAUAUGGGGGUUAAAAAACUCUUUACAAGGCAGGUAAUAGCAGGCUUGAACAUCUCAGCUGGAGAGGCACUGCUUGUCAAGUUUCCUGAGGACGACAGUGAGCAUUCAACACAUUCGAAGCUUCGUCUUCAAGUGCCACAAUUAGAUCCUCCUGUUCUCGAACUGUACUGUCUCAUUUGUGGCGAUGGCGCCAACCAUAUCUUUCUGGUCAAAAUUGCGAGUACAGAGUCUGUCGGCACCCUCAAGGAGAUCAUUAGGGAGAAGAAUAAGUUCGCUCUCGAACACAUGGACGCAAAGACCCUCACACUCUGGAAGGUUUCCAUCCCGGUCGAUGACAGUCUCAAGGAGAAUGUGAAGAAGGUUGAACUUAACGAUGAGGAAAUGCUAUCACCUUUUCCGCCCGGCAAGUCCAUAUCAUCCACUAGUCAACGUCCCCUAUUAUAUAAAGGCGACCGCGUCGCCGAAGCCCACAAGGCAUGGGGUUCAUCCGUUUCACAAGAGGCCCCUUCCUCAGGAGGCCUACCCAAAAGGUUUGUUGCCGUCCAGAAAAAGGACAAACCUGCGUUUGCGGAUACCCAUCUCACUAUAUUCAGCCAGUUCCAAGAUGACUGUAAAACUUAUACACCCACCAAGGAAGACCAUGAUUUCGCUUUAAAGUUCUCCCAUUCUAUGUCAAAUAUUUACGCCAACGAAGGGGACAGGGCUGACCAAGCUCGAAAAGAUUUCGCAAGCUAUGGUCUCGACUUGUUGCCCACCAGAAUUGGCAAGUAUUGGACUGAUGGAGAUCUUCGCUACAAGGGCUUUUGCUUUGCACUCAUCGAGGCCAAGGCAGAGCUUUCCACCGGCGGUGCUGAGCCUUUUUUCGAGGCUGCCUGGUACUAUAGUGCCUUCAUAAGGAACCACUUUGACGAAACCCGUUCACGUCUCCCUUGCUUUUGUUGGAGGAACACCACGCAUUAA